GGUGGCAGCAGCAGCGUCAGCAGCAGCAUGGGGAACCAGGACGCGAAGCCGAAGAGGAGCGCAGGCGAUGCCCUGCACGGAGGCGGAGGCGGCGGCGGCGAGGACGCUGCCGGGCCCCGCGAUGCGGAGGGCACAAAGAAGGGGGGCGGGGGCAAGAAGGCGCCGGGCAGGCACGGCAAGGGGGGCGGCGGCGGAGAGCCUGGCAGGAAGAAGAGCAAGUCGGACCCCAGGGCCUCGGUCUUUUCCAACCUGCGGAUCAGGAAGACCCUGACUAAGGGUAGAGGUGCCGGUGGCUCACGUGAGGAUGUGCUGGAGCCCCAGGCCCUGCAGGCUGGGGAGCUGGACAGCGCCCACUCCUUGGUCACCAAAACCCCGGACCUAAGCCUCUCAGCCGACGACACAGGCCUGUCAGACACCGAGUGUGCCGACCCUUUCGAGGUGACACGUCCCCGGGGGCCCGGGUCGGCUGAGGCCGGGGGCCCGGCGGUCGCCGAGAAUUCGGAGACUGCGGCAGGGGCGCAGGAUGGACAAAGGACCAGUUCAGGCUCGGACACAGACCUUUACAGCUUUCACUCGGCUACGGAGCAGGAGGAUUUGCUCUCAGAUAUACAGCAGGCAAUUCGCCUUCAGCAGCUGCAGCAGCAGCCCCAGAGCCCCGAGUCACCCGCAGCGUCGCCCCCUUCCGCCCCUUACCAGUUCGGGGCCCUGCUGGGCCUGGAACGACCCCUGCCGGGCCCCAGCGCCGAGCAGACGCCGUCCGCGCGUCCCGACCAGCCCCCGGCCCCAGACUUGUUGUCUGCGUCCGCCGCCCUUCCGUCUCCUGAGUCUGCUCCUGGGGAGCCCUCGGCCGGAGUCCCUCUGCGAGGGGCAGGGGACACUGACGAGGAAGGCGAGGAGGAUGCUUUCGAGGACGCCCCCCGAGGCUCUCCGGGGGCGGAGUGCGACCUGGCGGAGAGAGAGGCCCUGCAGAGGCCCGGGGUACCGCGCGAGGAGGGCGCGCCGAGGCCCGGCGCCCCCACGGCCGCCUCCCUGCCCGGCAGUCCGGCGCGCAGCCCACGCUGUCUCCGGUCUCGUCCGCUUCUCGCCCCCUGCUACGUCAGGACCACCACCCGGCAGCUCAGUUCGCCCGGACCCUCACCGUCUGCGUCCCCCAGCCACAGCCCAAGGGUCCAGAGACGGCCGGAGUCCUCCCUGGGCCGGGAUUCAGGAGCCGUCACGGCCCCCGCGGCCGCCCGGGCCAGGAAGCCCCGCGCGGGCCGCAGCCGCUCGGCUGACUGGACAGCCGAGCUGGGCCGCGCGCCGGGUGUCGGGGGCUCAGCUCACCUGCCGCAGCGAGGGGCUGGCGGCCUCCAGGACGUGUUCGCAGGGCGAACUCUGUUGGAGAAGCUGUUCAGCCAGCAGGAGAACGGGCCUCCAGAAGAAGCAGAGAAGUUUUGCUCACGGAUCAUUGCUAUGGGUCUCCUUCUUCCUUUCAGUGACUGCUUCAGGGAACCGUGCAGUCAGAAUGCUCAGUCAAGCUCAGCUCCGUUUGAUCAAGAUCAGCUUUACACCUGGGCUGCAGUUAGCCAACCCACACACUCACUGGAUUAUGUAGAAGGACAGUUUCCCAGGCGAGUACCGUCUGCUUGGCCACCACCUAAACCUCCUGAUGAAGAACACAGGCCUAAGGAUGCUGACACAGAAUCUCAGUCUGCUGUUUUAGAAACUCCGAAAAAAUGUUCAGAUGCUGUUCAGCAGGAAGUUUGUGACAUGAAGUCUGAGGGACCGGCAACUGUCAUUCAGCAGCUGGAACAGACUAUUGAGGAUCUGAGGACCAAAAUCGCUGAGUUAGAGAAGCAGUACCCUCCUGCAGACAUGGAAGGGACCGUGGGCCCUCAUGGGGUUCCAAAUGGAAUGGCACCCCCAGAAGACAUCUGUCUUGAAGCUCUCAGGUUAGGAGAAAAGGAUGUGCAGCAUCAAAGGAUUUUACAGGCAAAGUCUAUCCAGACGUCCCCAGUAGAAGAGGGCGGGACACUGACACUGACUUCUGUGAGUGCGCUGCCGGAGUGCCUCCCGCACACACCUUGGGCUGAAAGCGGAAACUCAGCGGUGCCGUCCUCACCUUCUAGACCUCAGACCAAAUUCUGUUCAGAGAUUUCUUUGGUUGUGUCUCCAAGGCGAAUAUCAGUGCAGCUCGAUGCACCUCAGUCCCUCCAGCCUUCGCCACCUCCAUCCCUCCCUUGGUCUGUUGGUCAAGGACAGGCCGGGUCACGGCCUUCUCUUCAUACUGAAUUUGAAACCAGCCAUGAGCACUCUGUUUUCCCCUCCUCUGAAAAUAGCCAAAACCUCCCACUCACACCACCUCUGCCUUGCAUAGAGUCCUCCAGCGCCAUGCCUGGCCUGGGCAUGGCAACUCCCCCAUCACUUUCUCCCCCUGGCACAUUAGGGCCCGCUCUGCCCAGCACAGCAGUUCCCUCACCUCCUCCUCUGCCUGGUCCAGAGAUGCUGCCACACUCUCCCCAGGCUUUGCCAGGAGUGGGAAUACCUCGCCCCCCUCUUCCUGGAAUGGGAAUCCCCACUCCCCCACCUUUGCCAGGAGUGGGAAUACCUCCUGCCCCCCCUCUUCCUGGAAUGGGAAUCCCCCCUCCCCCACCUUUGCCAGGAGUGGGAAUACCUCCUGCCCCCCCUCUUCCUGGAAUGGAUCCCCCUCCCCCGCCUUUGCCAGGAGUGGGAAUACCUCGCCCCCCUCUUCCUGGAAUGGGAAUCCCCACUCCCCCGCCUUUGCCAGGAGUGGGAAUACCUCCUGCCCCCCCUCUUCCUGGAAUGGGAAUCCCCCCUCCCCCACCUUUGCCAGGAGUGGGAAUACCUCCUGCCCCCCCUCUUCCUGGAAUGGGAAUCCCCCCUCCCCCGCCUUUGCCAGGAGUGGGAAUACCUCCUGCCCCCCCUCUUCCUGGAAUGGGAAUCCCCCCUCCCCCACCUUUGCCAGGAGUGGGAAUACCUCGCCCCCCUCUUCCUGGAAUGGGAAUCCCCGCUCCCCCACCUUUGCCAGGAGUGGGAAUACCUCCUGCCCCCCCUCUUCCUGGAAUGGGAAUCCCCCCUCCCCCACCUUUGCCUGGAAUGGGAAUACCUCCUGCCCCCCCUCUUCCUGGAAUGGGAAUCCCCCCUCCCCCACCUUUGCCUGGAAUGGGAAUACCUCCUGCCCCCCCUCUGCCAGGUGAAGGAAUACCUCCUGCCCCCCCUCUUCCUGGAGUGGGAAUUCCUCCUGCUCCCCCUCUUCCUGGAGUGGGGAUACCUCCUCCCCCUCCUCUGCCAGGUGAAGGACUACCUCCUGCCCCCCCUCUUCCAGGAGUUGGGGUCCCUCCCCCUCCUCCUUUGCCAGGUAUGGGGAUUCCAGCUCCUCCCCCUCCUCCUCCUCCUGGAACAGGCAUCCUGCUACCCCCACCACCCCCUCUGCUUCCUGGAUCAGGCCUUCCUCUCCCACCACAAGUCGGGAGUAGCACUUUACCAACACCGCAAGUGUGUGGAUUUCUUCCUCCUCCGUUGCCAACUGGCUUGUUUGGAUUAGGAAUGAACCAGGACAAAGGGAGUAGGAAACAGCCAAUAGAGCCUUGUCGGCCAAUGAAGCCUCUGUAUUGGACAAGAAUUCAACUUCAUAGUAAAAGGGAUUCCAGUGCUUCACUUAUUUGGGAAAAAAUUGAAGAACCAUCCAUAGAUUGUCAUGAAUUUGAGGAAUUAUUUUCUAAAACUACAGUAAAAGAAAGGAAGAAACCUAUUUCCGACACCAUCACAAAGACCAAGGCUAAACAAGUUGUCAAGUUACUAAGCAACAAAAGAUCACAAGCAGUUGGAAUAUUGAUGUCUAGCCUUCAUUUAGAUAUGAAAGAUAUACAGCAUGCUGUCGUGAACCUGGACAAUUCUGUUGUUGACCUGGAGACCCUUCAAGCUCUCUAUGAGAAUAGAGCACAGUCAGAUGAACUGGAAAAAAUUGAAAAGCAUGGCCGGUCCUCCAAAGACAAGGAGAAUGCCAAGUCUCUGGACAAACCUGAGCAGUUCCUUUAUGAACUAUCACUAAUCCCCAACUUUUCAGAGCGAGUCUUUUGCAUCCUGUUCCAGUCCACAUUUUCAGAAAGCAUUUGCUCAAUUCGUCGCAAACUGGAAUUGCUACAGAAAUUGUGUGAGACAUUAAAAAAUGGCUCAGGGGUUAUGCAGGUUUUGGGUUUGGUGCUUGCCUUUGGCAACUACAUGAAUGGUGGAAAUAAGACUCGGGGACAGGCAGAUGGUUUUGGAUUAGACAUUCUUCCGAAGCUGAAAGAUGUCAAAAGCAGUGACAAUAGCAGAAGCCUUCUGUCAUAUAUCGUGUCCUAUUAUCUUCGUAAUUUUGAUGAGGAUGCUGGGAAGGAACAGUGUGUGUUUCCACUGCCUGAACCCCAGGACCUCUUUCAGGCCUCGCAGAUGAAGUUUGAAGAUUUUCAAAAAGACCUCAGAAAACUAAAGAAAGACCUGAGAGCCUGUGAGGUUGAAGCAGGGAAAGUGUACCAGGUAUCCUCACAAGAACACAUCCAGCCUUUCAAAGAAAACAUGGAACAGUUUAUUAUUCAAGCUAAAAUUGACCAAGAAGCAGAAGAGAACUCAUUGACAGAGACUCAUAAAUGCUUUUUGGAGACCACAGCAUAUUUCUUCAUGAGACCAAAAAUCGGAGAGAAGGAGGUGUCCCCAAAUGUUUUCUUCAGUAUCUGGCAUGAAUUCAGCUCUGACUUUAAAGACUUUUGGAAGAAAGAGAACAAACUUAUUCUACAAGAGAGAGUAAAAGAAGCCGAAGAGGUGUGUAGGCAGAAAAAGGGAAAAUCACUUUAUAAAAUAAAACCAAGGCACGACUCUGGAAUCAAAGCAAAAAUAAGCAUGAAAACCUAAAUAACAAAAAGCAAAAUGAAAACAAGUGACUGCAACCACUUCCACAGAAUUCAGCCAACCUGAGGGCAAGAAGGAAACUCAUCAUUUUGAUCAUUUUUCUUCUUGACCUAGUAUAUAAUCUUUGUGUUUUCCAGACAGUUAGUUCACUGAUUGUUGAAUUUUACUGAAAAAGCAGUAGGCCAGUGGAGAAUUUGACACCUUUUCUUUUUGUAAAAGUUUAUGGUUAUUAUACCGAUAGACCAAAACAGCAUGUAUAAGAGGCAGUAUCUGCAUUAAUUCUGAACAUGCUAAAUAUUCACCUAAAAUGUACUUAUUGUGAGAAUAUUCCUUAUCGCAGAAAAACACCUUCCUUUCUACUGACAACCAGUACUGCACAUCACUACAUUUAGAUUUCUGGGUAAAAUGUUAUUUCUAGUGAAUUGUUUGUAUCAGUUUCACGUCUACAUAUAAAUUUUCUAUUUUAAAAUUUAAGUACCAUUUAUAUAUAUCAUAGUCAAGACUUUCCCAACUCUUGGGUUUGUCUCCAUAACUAUAUAUUUGUGAAAGAAGAUUCUCAUUUUUUAUUCAUCAGAUAAUGAAUAGAAAAAAAUAUAGCAAAAGGAAAACCCUUCCUAUAAAUUAGUUAAUACAGGCAGGAAUCAGAAUUUUAAGUUUAAUGAGGGCCUUUAUCACACUGUCCUUUGGGACCCUACUACAUAAAGCCAGUCUGCAGCAAAGGUCAAUUAAACCAAAGGUGUGCCCCCCGGUAACUUGCCAUUGCCCUUCACAAAGAAGAUGACACAGUACUUUGAAGGAAUUUAAAUAAAUGAUGUUCAUAGAAUUGCCACAUAUGACUCACUGUUGGGGAAAGAAAAAAAAAAAAAACUUUUGGUGGGACUGGCAUCUGCCUAGAAUUUGUUAGAUACAGCUGCCCGAGUAUUUUUGACAUGACUGAGGUUGUCUUUGUGUUAUGGCAGUUGAUUAAAAAGUAUAAAAUGAGUAUGCAAUGAUUUAUUACCUGAAGGAGCACAGGAAAAGAUUUUAUUUUACUUUGAGAGAAAAAAAGUAAAUCUUCACUGUUGCUGAGAGUACUUUAAAGUCAGAUCACAAUGCAUUGUGAUAGUUUUCUCUAACAUUAAAAGGUUUAAAAAAAUUGUUUAAUGAUAUUUGUUGAGGUAUGGUUGUGGAUAAAAGGGAGAAUUAUUGCUACUGGAAACCAAUUACAGAGAGCAACUUAAAAAGAAAAUCUUCUGAAUCAUAACUAUGUAUUUAUGUAAAGUAUGGUCUCUUACCUUUCAGUUUGUAGUUUAAGUGCAAAGAAAUAUUAGUGGCUCUUGGGUUGUUGUUUUGUAGUCUUCCUGUCUCCUUCAGUCCCUCCAACGUGUAUAUUACCAUCCUUCAAUGAAAUAAUAGGGCAUUUAACAAAGAUCGCUAUGUGCAAUACUGUAUUUAGUGUUUCUAUUUUAAUUUUUCUAGGAUGUUAAUUUAUAUGAAAAUAAAAUGAAUAAUAAAAGUUG
Messenger RNA from Sus scrofa (pig), 6386 nucleotides. RefSeq names its product formin 2 (gene FMN2). Gene Ontology annotation, cellular component: cytoplasm; cytoskeleton; actin filament. Gene Ontology annotation, biological process: cortical actin cytoskeleton organization; actin nucleation. The record is from RefSeq and is a predicted model, not a curated record. Gene Ontology annotation, molecular function: microtubule binding; actin filament binding. NCBI's taxonomy places the organism in Eukaryota, Metazoa, Chordata, Mammalia, Artiodactyla, Suidae.